CCUGUUAAAACACAUCUUAGUUGAAAGGCUUGACAAUUUCGUAAGCUACUGCAAACGACCUUUGAGAUCUAACCUCUCACUUGCAUACCAACUACUGAUAAUGGUUAUGAACGGGAGUUCACUAACUACGCUGCAAAAAUUCUAAGUCCAAGUGAGAUGUUGUCCUUCAUUUCCUGGUUUGUACCAAGUUUACCUACUUGGCUAACACCCGAUACAAAUCUUCUGGAAUGUAUUUUACAAGGACUUGUAGGUGCAUGUGGGAUCUCAAUUCUUUGCAAUCUCUUAAGGGUUCACUUGAUCAUUGAAGCACAGAGUAUUGCAGACAGCAAAGAUGCCUUUAAAGAUAAGAGUAGCCCUAAUGGUGGUCUAACGGGGAGAAUCCAGUUCUGGAUCUUAACCGUGAUUCUCGCCUUUGUGGGUUCUCGAGUUGCAGCACUAGUAGUUCUUGAAUUUGCCCUUCGAGCGGUCUCAUCACGUCUCACAGCUGUACCGGACCCACUGAGUGAUUCUUUACUGCAGAUGCUGGUCCAGUGCCAGUUCUCCUUAGGUUGUGCAUUCAACUGUAGUCUUAAUUUUCUCCAUCAGGGGGCACCACAUGGCUGGCUUAGCAUCCUCAUUGCUGCAGGACUGAGUUGGUUUUUGGCUAGCCAGUGUUCCAAAUUAUGCCACCAUGUAAUGGCAAUGUACCCAAUACACAGCACCCAACGCUACUGUGGUGUCUGUAUUGGGCUCCUGACUACUGGAUCCUCCAUAUUACCUUUUGUUUGCAGUGUCUUAAUUUUAACCUUUAGUGUUGCGGGUUUUGCUGCCAUAUCAAGCAUCAACCAGUAUUUUCUGUCAACUGCUGAGGCCUUACGAUUCUGGACACCACUUACAAUCUGUUACACUCUUUUGACUGUCUAUAUGCAUGAAGAUCAGGAUCAACAGUCUGGUGGACAGGCUUUAUUCAACACAGUGAUGGUGCGGCUGGGUGGCCUACUAGUUUUAAUGCUGACGUUGGGAAGCUGGGUAGAUGUUCUCCACACUUUAGUGUGCUUCAUCGGAGAGGCAGCGUGUCUUUUACCAGCUCAAGACCUAUUGAAUGGCACAUUUAAGAGUGUUGCAGAUGUUCACAAAAAUGACAAGAGAAGACUGAAAUGAAAUGAAAUGAAAUCCCGGAGUCAUUGAAUAUAUGCAGAGAUCGCAUUAAUGACUGUUAAUCAACAAUUGCAUUGCUAGUUGUUCCAAUGGCAGCAAUGAAAUUAGGAACCUUAAAGAAAAAGAACUGACCUACACUCUCUGAACUUUAGAACGCCAUGGAAUUAAUGUUAUGAUUUAAAGAUCUACUUUUCCAUAUAUAAACUGGCUCCUCCU
Electrophorus electricus (electric eel) is the source of this 1353-nucleotide messenger RNA. RefSeq names its product transmembrane protein 82 (gene tmem82). The record is from RefSeq and is a predicted model, not a curated record. NCBI's taxonomy places the organism in Eukaryota, Metazoa, Chordata, Actinopteri, Gymnotiformes, Gymnotidae.